AUGUUGGAAUGUUCAGUUGACGAGAGGCACUGUUACUACUCAAUAUUACAAGAGCAGCAGUCGUUUAAAAAACAAGGAAUCUUCACACCAACCUUUGCAGAAUUCACCACAAACAACAUAGAACAUAAUCUACAAAUUAUGGAAGAUAGAGGGGUGACAUUCCCCGUUAUAUGUAAGCCUACUAUUGCACACGGGUCCAAGUCGGCACACGAAAUGAUUGUGGUAUUCAAUGAGAAAGGGUUGAGCGUGUGUAAAUCGCCGUGUGUCGUGCAAAGUUUUGUCAAUCAUAAUGCUGUACUUCACAAAGUUUUCUUGGUCGGAAACAGGUAUCACAUCUGCGAGAGACCUAGUCUUAAAAACUUCUACUCAUCAGACGACUUAGAGCCAAUAUUCUACAGCACUGGCGAAGUAUGUAAAGCGGACAGCCAAUCAACGCUCUCCAUUCUAGAUCCUCAUGACAAAUCUGACGUUCAAAUGAAACUUGACGAAGUUAAAGUGAGACAUAUUAUUAGAGUGUUACGAAAGGAAAUCGGUCUGUUACUAAUGGGUUUCGACGUAGUACUAGAUAAUGAAACUGGUAAUCAUGCCGUUAUCGAUAUAAACGUAUUUCCAAGUUACGAUAAUUUCCCUAAUUUCUUUGAACAUUUUUUAGAUUGCUUAGAUGCAACGGUAAAUGGAGUAGAUAUAAGUAAAGUAAGUAAUGGUGAUAGUAAAGAGGAAUUUGAAGAAAUGAGUAAUUGUAACGGCUUAAUUAAUGUAGGUACCCAGCCGCAUAUUGGAGUAACUGGGAUGUAUAUUCAUUCAUAGUUUUGCUCUGUUAAUGCAAUUGUUUCUCGAAUAGUAUUUUUUUCAUGUACAAAGAUUCAAGCAAAUGUAAGCAAAAUAACCUCGAUACGUACUAUUUUUAUGCAUAUUUUUUAAUAAUAAUUUAUAUUGACAAUCUCGUUGAUCCAGCGAGUAGCACUGUGCCAAGAUGACGAGUUCCCGGGUGCGAUUCCCGGUAAGACAAAUAUGAGAAUUUUUUUGGUCGCUCUGGCUCUAGCACUGAUUAUUCCUUCGUUUUGAGGCCACUUUAUGUUCUUGUUCGGCACAUAAAGUUACCUUUUAUGUUUAUUUAUAUAAACGAAUAUCACUUUAAGUUUUAAAAAGAAAAAAAAAGAUAUCAAAGUGACGGAACGAGCAAGUUGUGGACCUAGUGGUAAG
Messenger RNA from Hyposmocoma kahamanoa, 1203 nucleotides. RefSeq names its product inositol-tetrakisphosphate 1-kinase-like. Gene Ontology annotation, molecular function: ATP binding; inositol-1,3,4-trisphosphate 6-kinase activity; inositol-1,3,4-trisphosphate 5-kinase activity. Bases 1 to 807 code for a protein of 268 amino acids. The record is from RefSeq and is a predicted model, not a curated record. Gene Ontology annotation, cellular component: cytoplasm. Gene Ontology annotation, biological process: inositol trisphosphate metabolic process. Lineage: Eukaryota; Metazoa; Arthropoda; Insecta; Lepidoptera; Cosmopterigidae. The transcript has 3 exons.